This is a messenger RNA of Rhodotorula toruloides NP11, 2613 nucleotides long. Its product is annotated as F-box domain containing protein. Gene Ontology annotation, molecular function: protein binding. The record is from RefSeq and is a predicted model, not a curated record. The transcript has 2 exons. Bases 1 to 2613 code for a protein of 870 amino acids. Lineage: Eukaryota; Fungi; Basidiomycota; Microbotryomycetes; Sporidiobolales; Sporidiobolaceae.
AUGACCGACCAGGCUGCGACGUCUGGCGAAGGCAGUCCCAAGACGCCUAUGAUCGACCAAACGCCGAAAGACACGCCGCCGCGCUCGCCAGGUGUCGAAUCGGAGCACAGCGGCUCGUCAGCGUCCUCGACGAAACAGGCGCUGUCUCCCCUUCCCGCCGAGGUCUUCCUCAACGUGCUCACCUUCCUCCAGCCUGACGACCUGGCCCGCCUAACUCGCGUCUCGUCGGCCUGGCGUACCGUCAUCAAUAACGAGCCGCGACUCUGGUCGACGCUUAGCGUUGCCCUGGACGACGACAAGGACAUGCAGAAGGCCUCGUACACUUGCCUGCGCGCGUGCGGCAAGAACAGCGGUCGGAGCGGGGCUGGAGGCAUUCGCAGCCUCGUCGUGCGGCUACGGUACAUUGAGGAUCAGCGUGGCAUGUGUGGCGAUAUCAUCCCAUACGAGAUGGUCAAGCUGCGACUUCGGGAUCUCUUCAAGGCCGUGGCUUGGGCGUCUGUGCGUCGCCAUGACCAGGUGCACGCCCUCAUGCCGUUCGGCCCUCCUGCGACAUCGACAUCAACUCUACGGCGACUCCUUCUCCUCCUGCAUCCGAACACCAUCGCGUCCGCAUAUGCGCUCCACGAGGUCGCUGAAUGGGCGGCUGAGCCUCUCUUCUCCGCCGUGAGCGAGGUGACCGUGCACGCCGCGCUACCCGACUUUAUCCUCGGCGAACGGGUCCUCUCGAUGUUCCCGACUGCGUCGACGCUCGACGUGACGGUCCGGAUGAACGGCCGUCCUUGCCAGAGCGUUCCCGUGGGCGAAUGGACUUGGCAGCCAAGGCGCAGCGUCCAGCCCGUUCAGGCGCUUCCUUCGCUUGAAGCCCUUCACUGGCGGAACCUCGUUGUUCUCGACGUCGCCAUGCCUCGACUUCCGGCCCUGCGUACUCUCGAGCUGAAAAGCAUCCGCUGGGUCGGCCGCUCCUUCUUCAUGCUCCUCCGCAUCGCACGCCGGACACUCGAGACGAUCCACUUCUCCGACCUCGUCAUCGAAGAGCCGGGCGAUCCGUUCGAAGAUUGGGGCGACUUUGUCGACGUCCGUGACCCAGAAUUCGUCGACGACCCCGUUCCGCCUCUCGACGACCUUACCGUCGACGUCGUCCCCGCACCAAUACGCUUCCCCGCCCUCCGCCACCUCUUCCUCAAAGGCCAGACGCCUCCCUUGUUUGCGCCGCCCUCGAGCAGCGAAGUCGACUUCGAUCUCGACAUUGAGCACUUCCCGACGCCGCUCUUCAUCAUGCCGGCCCUCGAGACCUGCGAGCUCGUCGAGACGUCUUUCGACGAUGACCUGGAGUACGUAGGCGAGAUCAGUCAACUCGCCGCGCUCGGCGCCAACGCUCCGCAAGUCAAACAGCUCAUUCUCAAUAGCAUCAUCAUCGACGACUUGGCCGUCUGCGCCUGCCUCUCCAACAUGUGCGGCGCCCUCACGUUCCUCGACCUGUCCGAGUCGAGCAUCUCGGAUCAUGCCGUCCUCCAGCUACCAGACCUCGUGCCGAAACUCGAGAUCCUCGACGUGCGGCUCUGCACCGAAGUCUCGUGUCAAGGCGUCGCGCGGGUCGUCGAGGUCGUCCUGACGCGCACCGACUCGGGCUGGAGCAAGAUCAAGCAGGUCUUCCUCGAUCCGCCGACCGACUCGUGGGCCGACUGGCAGGCGUACUACUGGCUCGACUUUGUCGGCGUCCUCGGUCGCGACGAAUUCGACUUUGAAGGCGACGGGCCAGCCAAGCCGAAUGAGCGAGAUCAGUGGAAGAAGACUGGCAAGAGGGACCCGUUCUGGCAGGAGAGGCUGGCGUGGAAAGAGGAGCACGAGAUGAAGAUCAAGCUCUUCGCGCAGACUGCCGCGUACCGCGUCGCGAACGGCAGUGGGGGCGGGGCCACCAGCGCGACCGUCACAAGCCCUUACUUCCAUCACCGCGAUGCGCCCCCGCACCUCCCGCAGCCGAGCAUCCUUCGCCUUCCGCCCAUCCCUACCGUCUUGGCGUCGUCUGGAGCCUCGUCGGUCACGAACGCGCCUCCGCCUCAGCAAGCCACCUACGCCUUCCCUGCGCGCGCCGACUAUCAGCCGCCGCCCAUCGUCGUUCCCCAGUCCGUCUGGCGAAACGCGAUACCCCAGCCGCAUCCCGCUCAACCGCAACCGACCCAGCGGACGGCCGAAGAAGACGGCGACUACUCGUACCUCGACACCGACGGAGGCAUCGACGGCAUCGACCCUGCAGUUAUCGAAGCUCAGCGCGCCGAGCUCGCGCGGAUCUCGCAGCGACACGACAACCGCCUCGUGGCAGAAGCGGAGGCCUACUAUGCCGAGCGCCGUCGCCAGCAUGGGGCGGUCGAGGUCGUUGCGCCGCCCGCGGAAGAGGUCGUCGAGCUGCACCCGGCGCUAAUCGCAGCUCGUGACGGCGACGAGCUGGCGGAAGACGAGCAAGUCGACGAGGUCCUCCUCGACGCUGAGGAUGGGCCGCGACCAGAUCCUCGCGGCUUCGCGGGCGACUCCACGGAAGAAGACGAGGACGAGGACGAGGAAGUCGGCGCCACCGAACUCGUCGAAGCCGUCGAAGUGAUCCCUCGGGCGGAGUGA